GCAGCCCCCUGUCGGGAAACCCCGUAGCCCCGCGCCGUGUUACCGUUGGCUGCAGCUGGCGAGACAAGCGGCACUAACUAGAGACCGGCCGAGGAGUCAUGAACAGCCAGGGAGGGGACGAGAUCGGAAAGCUGUUUGUUGGUGGUCUUGAUUGGAGUACAACGCAGGAAACUCUGCAAAAUUACUUCUCGCAGUAUGGGGAAGUCGUAGACUGUGUGAUAAUGAAAGAUAAAACCACAAAUCAGUCGAGAGGCUUUGGUUUUGUGAAAUUUAAAGAUCCCAACUGUGUAGCCACAGUACUGGCCAGCAGGCCUCACACACUGGAUGGCCGGAAUAUUGAUCCAAAGCCAUGUACCCCUCGUGGAAUGCAACCUGAGAGGACCCGACCGCGAGAAGGCUGGCAACAAAAAGAGCCAAGGAUAGAAAGUAGUAAAUCGAACAAGAUUUUUGUGGGUGGAAUCCCUCACAAUUGUGGUGAGACUGAACUACGAGACUACUUCAAGCGAUUUGGAGUGGUUACAGAAGUGGUUAUGAUCUAUGAUGCUGAGAAACAGAGGCCAAGAGGUUUUGGAUUUAUAACUUUCGAGGACGAACAAUCAGUGGACCAGGCUGUCAACAUGCAUUUUCACGACAUCAUGGGCAAAAAAGUUGAAGUGAAACGGGCAGAACCUCGUGACAGUAAAAGCCAAAGUCCAGGACCCAGCCAGUGGGGAGGCAGAGCCAUGCAGAACACCGCCAAUGGAUGGGCUGGACAGUCGCCUCCGACCUGGCAGCAAGGAUACAAUCCACAAGGUAUGUGGAUGCCCACAGGACAGGCAAUUGUCUUCUCCACAGGCGGCUAUGGGCCUCCUGCAGGCCGGGGUGCUCCACCACCACCCUUUACUCCCUUUUUAGUAUCGCCAUCUCCUGGAAGUUUCCCCCCACCACAGGGCUUCCCAACAGGCUAUGCAACACCACCUCCAUUUGGCUAUGGUUAUGGUCCACACCCUCCAGGAGUGCCCCCUCCUCCUGGUACCCCAGGAGCAGCGCCGUUGGCAUUUCCUCCUCCACCCCCAGGGCAGACACCUCAGGAUCUUAGCAAGCCCCCUGGUGGUCAGCAAGAUUUUGCCUAUAAUCAGUUUGGUUAUGGGCAGGAGAUGAGUGGGUUUGGACAGAGUUUCUCUGAUCUCAGUCAGCAGCCCCCCUCUUACACAUCAGGACCCUCAGCACCAGCAUCAGGAGGCCCACCCGCUGGGGUGAGUGGCUUGGGAAGAGGGCAGAAUCACAACGUGCAAGGAUUCCACCCUUACAGGCGUUAACAUCAGGACAACAUAUGCGCAGUGGAGAUGAGUUGACGCAUCCACCUCUGAACUUGUGACAAUCACCUGGUGAAGACACAUCCUGCUACUAAAGACUUGUGGAGGUUCUAUGUUUGAAGGAGAAGCUGUGGGUGUUUGGACUAAAGUUUGUACAUCUUUCUUUGACCCAUCAGCACAAAUAAAGCCAAUGAGUCACUGUUCUGAACAGGGUUUGAAACAUCUGCAGCUUUAAUGGAACUCUUCAGGUUUAUUAGUUCUUUAUUUUAUUUUUUUAUUUUUUUUUUUUUUGUUUUGUUUUUUGGGGGGUUGGGGAUAUUUUUCUGAGCCUUUGUUUUACCAUAUAUUGUAAACUUUUAUGUUUAAAGAUAUAAAGAAUAUACAUUUACAGAUUGUGAAUUUUUAAGAAAAGAAUUUUCUACUAUGUAUGCCGGUUUAUUUUUUAAUUUAAUUGCAGGGUUUCCGGUGACACUGGAGUUCAGAAAAGUUUUAACUCCUUGCUUCUGAAUUUUUUUAUUGUUUUUGUUUAGGGGGGUGGGUGCAAAUAGCAUCUUGUUACCCACUGACUUCCUACUGAGUGUUCUUGAUACUGUUACUUGACAUGAGGCAAAAACCAAGAAUCUGCCACCUGCUCCAUGGUCACCAAUGGGGGAGGGGGCAGUACAACUUGAUUUGUGCCCCACACCUGCCACAUCCUGUAAGCAGAUUUUCCUUAUUGGAGCUGUCUCUAGAUGUAGAUUCCUCAGGCUGAAGGUGUGCAGUGCAUUUUGCACUAAAUGGUAAAUACCUCCUGGUUUGAAUAAAGAAAAUCCUUUUUGGAUUCAAA
This is a messenger RNA of Spea bombifrons (plains spadefoot toad), 2121 nucleotides long. It is a transcript of the gene DAZAP1, whose product is annotated as DAZ associated protein 1. NCBI's taxonomy places the organism in Eukaryota, Metazoa, Chordata, Amphibia, Anura, Pelobatidae. Gene Ontology annotation, molecular function: RNA binding. The record is from RefSeq and is a predicted model, not a curated record. Bases 99 to 1298 code for a protein of 399 amino acids. Gene Ontology annotation, cellular component: cytoplasm. The transcript is spliced from 12 exons.